Molecule: messenger RNA, 2723 nt
Organism: Humulus lupulus (European hop)
Lineage: Eukaryota; Viridiplantae; Streptophyta; Magnoliopsida; Rosales; Cannabaceae
Product: receptor-like serine/threonine-protein kinase SD1-8
Exons: 7
Coding region: 136-2235 (699 amino acids)
Biological process (GO): protein phosphorylation; recognition of pollen
Molecular function (GO): protein serine/threonine kinase activity; ATP binding
Source: RefSeq, a predicted model, not a curated record
AAAUCAGAACCGUUAGAUUUGUGGAGCACUUUGCAAGGAUUCACUACCCAAAAUUUGAGCUAAAAUAAAUGAGAAUCAACCCCUUAAUCUUCAAGUCAAAGUGUCAAAACCCACUAUUUCUCUCUUAAAAUUAUCAUGGAAAUCCGUUAUCUUUUCUUUUUUUUCUUCUAUGCCGUGAUGAAAAUCUGCUUUGCGACUAAUACCUUAACUUCAUACCAGUCCAUCAUAGACCAUGACAACACCACUUUAAGUUCCUCUGAGAAUAUCUUUGAGUUGGGGUUCUUUUCUCCAGGAGAUUCCAAGUAUAGGUACUUAGGAAUAUGGUACAAGAGAACACCUGAUGUCAUCGUUUGGGUUGCAAAUAGAAACAACCCACUUGCUGAUUAUUUUGGAGAACUAAGGAUCAGUAACAAGUCAAACCAGCUUGUUCUUCUAAACAGCUCAAAAAUCAUUAUUUGGUCGUCAAAUUCAUGGUCGGAGGGGACAGAGAAAAAUAUUGUUGCUCAGCUUUUGGACUCGGGUAAUCUCGUCCUCAAAGAUAUGAAUAGUAUGAACUCCGAGCAAUAUUUAUGGCAGAGCUUUGAUUUUCCAACAGACACACAAUUACCAGGUAUGAAGCUUGGAUGGGACUCAAAAUCUGGCCUAAAUCGAUAUUUAACAUCAUGGAAAAGUGCUGAUAACCCUUCCGAAGGAGGCUUUACUUACAGAAUGGCCACUUACGGCAUACCUCAAGGGGUUCUAGCAGAGGGCUCGAUCAUAAAGUUUCGGACAGGGGAAUGGAAUGGAGUUCGUUUUAGUGGUGUUCAACUGUUGACAUCAAACAAUAAUACACUAAACUUCACUGUUUCUAUCAAUGAGAAUGAAUCCUAUUACCUAUGUGAGCCAGCGGCUAAUUUACGAUUCACUGCACGCCUAACAUUGAAUCAUUCAGGAAUACUCGAACGUCUUGUAUUGGAGGAUAGGAGUACACAAUGGAGUAUUAUGUACUCGAGACCAUACGAGCCAUGUGACACCUAUGGCUACUGUGGUGUAAAUGGUAUCUGCAAAAUCAAUGGGGAUCCCAUAUGUGAUUGUUUAGAGGGGUUCACUCCGAGGUCUCAACGGUGCUGGGAUGUGUUAAAUUUAUCCAAAGGGUGUAAGAGGAAAACACCAUUAAAUUGUCAGACAAAAUAUGGCUUUGUCAAGGUUGCGGGAGUGAAACUGCCUAACUUGUUGAACUUUCGUUUGGACAAGAACAUGAGCUUAGAGGAGUGUGAGUUGUCUUGCUUGAAGAAUUGUUCUUGUUCUGCUUAUGCCCGUUCAGACAUUAGACACGGAAGAAGUGGUUGUUUGAUGUGGUUCGACAAUCUAAUCGAUGUCCGAGUAUUCAGCGUGAAAGGAAGUGAUCAAGAUUUGUAUAUAAAAUUAUCUGCUUCAGAAAUAAAAUCUACUAGAGUUGCAAAAAGGAGGAAAACUUUAAAGGUAAUCGUCAUAGGUUCAGUUAUCACUAGCCUGUGUGUCUUGGCUCUGGUACUUUGGUGCAUAAUUCAAAGACCAAGAAAACUAAAAGUGAGAGCUCAACGCAUCGAUGAAUGUAUAAAGCUGCCUUUAUUUGAUUUGGCUGAAAUUAGCGCUGCUACAAACAAUUUCUCUCCUGAAAAUAUAUUAGGAGUGGGAGGAUUUGGUCCUGUUUACAAGGGAAAUCUUUCAACAGGACUAGAAAUAGCAGUGAAGAGACUAUCGAAAGAAUCACAACAGGGUGCAAAAGAGUUUAAGAAUGAAGUAGACUUAAUUGCAAAACUUCAACACAAGAAUCUUGUUGCCCUUUUGGGAUGUUGCAUUCAAGGAGAUGACAGGAUGUUAAUCUAUGAGUACUUGCCCAAUAAAAGUUUAGAUUAUUUUAUUUUUGAGCGUCAAAAGAGCAGUUGGAUAUCUUGGGAAAAUAGCUUCGACAUUGUGAUAGGAAUUGCCAAAGGACUCAUGUACCUCCAUCAUGAUUCGAAACUUCAAAUUAUCCAUAGGGAUCUCAAAGCUGGCAACAUUUUACUAGAUUCCAAUAUGACUCCGAAGAUUUCAGACUUUGGUUUAGCAAGGAUUUUUGAAGGUGAUGAGAGAGAAACCACAACAAGGAGAGUUGUUGGAACAUAUGGCUAUAUGUCCCCAGAGUACGCAGUUGAUGGAAUAUUUUCUGUUAAAUCUGAUGUCUUUAGUUUUGGUGUACUAUUGCUUGAGAUAGUAAGCGGUGAAAAAAAUUGAAGAUUCAAUCAUCCAGAUCACCAUCAUAAUCUUCUAGGACAUGCAUGGUUGUUGUGGAAUGAGGGCAAAACCUUGGAACUAAUGGAUCCACACUUGGCAGAAUCAUGCAUUGAAUCCCAAGUCGUUAGAUGUAUCCAUGUGGGCUUAUUGUGCGUUCAGAAAUGCAGAAAUGAUAGGCCAACAAUGAGCGCUGUAGUUGUAAUGCUAGCGAACGAGGGAGUGAAGUUACCUCAGCCAAAAGAACCUGGAUUUUUUAUUGAAAGAAGUUCUGAUCAGGACUCAAUGUCCGGAAAUAAUAAAGAAUCUUAUUCACGAAAUGGAGUGACUAUCACGUUUGAUGGUAGAUAGAAACCUCAUGGUUUUGAUCCAUGGAUUAAAUGUGUUUUAGUUCAUAAUAAUGUUAAUAAAACAGUUGUAUUUACAGUAAUGAUGCUCAGUUUGAAGUAAUUUAAUCUCAAUCGAUUGGCCAAUAGUUGUGGCUGUCAUGU